Messenger RNA from Nipponia nippon (crested ibis), 3039 nucleotides. The record is from RefSeq and is a predicted model, not a curated record. Lineage: Eukaryota; Metazoa; Chordata; Aves; Pelecaniformes; Threskiornithidae.
AUGUCGGCCAUCCCCGAGGCGCUGGGCCGCCCGCGGAGCAGCUCCUCCCGUAGCCUGGCCGGGACGCUGGAGGCCACCCUGGGCAUGGGGACGUUGGAGAUGGACAAGGAGGAGAUGCGCAUCCUCAAGGUCUGCUUCUACAGCAACAGCUUCAAUAUGGGCAAGAACUUCAAGCUGGUGAAGUGCCCCGUGACAACGGAGAUCCGGGAGGUGAUCAGGUCCAUCCUGGUGAGCGGCCGCAUCGGGCCCGACAUCAAGCUGGCCGAGUGCUACGGGCUCCGCCUGAAGCACGUGAAGUCGGAUGAGAUCCACUGGCUGCACCCGGACCUGACGGUGGGCGAAGUGCAGGAGAAGUACGAGUGCCUGCACCUGGAAGCCGAAUGGAGGUACGAUCUCCAAAUCCGCUAUCUGCCGGAGGAUUUCAUGGAGUGUUUCAAAGAGGACAGGACCACCUUGCUCUACUUCUACCAGCAGCUCCGGAGCGAGUACAUGCAGAAUUACGCCAGCAAGGUGAGCGAAGGCAUGGCCCUGCAGCUGGGCUGCCUGGAGCUCAGGAGGUUUUAUAAGGACAUGCCUCACAACGCGCUGGACAAGAAGUCCAACUUCGAGUUCCUGGAGAAGGAGGUGGGUCUGGACCUCUUCUUCCCCAGCCAGAUGCAGGAGAACCUGAAGCCCAAGCAGUUUCGGAAGAUGAUCCAGCAGACCUUCCAGCAGUACGCGCUGCUGCGGGAGGAGGAGUGCAUCCUCAAGUUCUUCCACACCCUCGCCACCUUCGCCAACAUCGACCAGGAGACCUACCGCUGCGAGCUCAUCCAAGGGUGGAACAUCACGGUGGACCUGGUCAUCGGACCCAAGGGCAUCCGGCAGAUGACGAGCAAGGAGGCCAAGCCCACGUGCUUGGCCGAAUUCAAGCACAUCAAGUCCAUCAAGUGCUCCAGCGUGGAGGAUGGCCGGGCUGUGCUGCAGCUGGGGCUCAGCGGCACCCCCCAGUCCCUGGCUAUCAAGACAGCUUCUCUGGCCGAGGCGGAGAACAUGGCCGACCUCAUCGAUGGCUACUGCCGGCUGCAAGGGGACUUGGAAACCUCCCUCAUCGUCUUCCCCAGGAGAGGUGAGCGCCCUGGGGGGCACCGACCCCCUUCUCCGCACCUGGAGGAGAGGCAGUCCGUGCUGUCGGACAGCGUGAGCGUGGACUCCGAUAUUUAUGCUGAAAUCCCUGAUGAGUCUUCAAGACCGAGGUCUGGAGCCCAGCACUACGGGAUCUCCCGGGAGGACGUCACAUUGGGCAGGAUCCUCGGAGAAGGCUUUUUCGGAGAGGUCUUUGAGGGGAUCUACACCACCCCGAAAGGGGAGCGGGUCAAUGUGGCUGUGAAGACCUGCAAGAAGGACUGCAGCCCGGAGAACAAGGACAAGUUCCUGAGCGAAGCAGUGCUGAUGAAGAAGCUGGACCACCCCCAUAUUGUGAAGCUCAUCGGCAUCGCAGAAGAGGAGCCCACCUGGAUCAUCAUGGAGCUCUGUCCCUACGGAGAGCUGGGGCAAUACCUGGAGCAGAACAAGCACUGCCUCGCCGUGCCCACGCUCAUCCUCUACGCGCUGCAGAUCAGCAAAGCCCUGGCUUACCUGGAGGCCAUCAACUGCGUGCACAGGGAUAUUGCCGUGAGGAACGUCCUGGUGGCCUCCCCAGAGUGCGUGAAGCUGGGAGACUUUGGGCUCUCCAGGUACAUCGAGGACGAGGAGUACUAUAAAGCGUCCAUCACCCGUCUCCCCAUCAAGUGGAUGUCACCCGAGUCCAUCAACUUUCGCCGCUUCACGACGGCCAGCGACGUCUGGAUGUUUGCUGUGUGCAUGUGGGAGAUCCUGAGCUACGGCAAGCAGCCCUUCUUCUGGCUGGAGAACAAGGACGUGAUCGGGGUGUUGGAGAGGGGCGACCGCCUGCCCAAGCCCGAUCUCUGCCCUCCCAUCCUCUACACCCUCAUGACACGUUGCUGGAACUACGACCCCAGCGAAAGGCCCAAGUUCAAGGACUUGGUUUGCAGCUUGAGUGACAUUUACCUGACGGAGAAGGAGCUGGCCAAGGAGCAGGAGAGGAACAACCGCCACCGGCCUCCCAAAAUCAUGGAGCCGCCGUCCUUCCAGGAGCCACCUCCGAAGCCCAGCAGACCCAGGUACAAGCCACCACCCCAGAGCAACCUCCUGGCUCCCAAGCUGCAGUUCCAGGUGCCCGAGGGUCUGUGUGCCAGCUCGCCUACGCUCACCAACCCCAUCGAGUACCAGUCUCCGGCCAACUCCCUGCACACCCCGCCGCUCAACCGCCACAAUGUCUUCAAGCGCCACAGCAUGAGGGAGGAAGAUUUCCUCCGUCCCAACAGCAGGGAGGAGGCGCAGAAGCUCUGGGAAAUGGAGAGGCUCAAGAUCCGGCAGGUCCUGGACAAGCAGCAGAAGCAGAUGGCGGAGGACUACCAGUGGCUGCGGCAGGAGGAGCAAUCCCUGGACCCGAUGGUGUUUAUGAACAACAACGCUCCUCCGCUGCUCCCAGAGAAGGAGACGGAUUACACGGAGUUCACAGGGCCCCCCCAGAAGCCUCCAAGACUUGGGGCGCAGUCCAUCCACCCGGCCCCCACCGCCAACCUGGACCGCACAGAUGACAUGGUGUACAGCAACGUCAUGGACCUGGUGCGGGCCGUGCUGCAGCUGAAGAAUGAGAUCAGCCUCCUGCCCCCGGAGGGGUACAUCCUCAUGGUGAAGAACGUGGGCCUGUCCCUGCGGAAGCUGAUCGGCAGCGUCGAUGAGAUCCUGCCCGUCCUGCCCGCCGCCUCCCGCACCGAGAUCGAGGGGACCCAGAAGCUGCUCAACAAGGACUUGGCCGACCUCAUCAACAAGAUGCGCCUGGCGCAGCAGAACGCCGUCACCUCGCUGAGCGAAGAGUGCAAGCGGCAGAUGCUGAUGGCCUCCCACACCCUGGCCGUGGAUGCCAAGAACCUCCUGGAUGCCGUGGACCAAGCCAAGGUCCAGGCCAACCUCGUGAAGCUGUCCGUGGAGUGA